AUGCCUCCAAGACUAAGAGGACGUGGCAAGGGUCCCAUGCGUGGAGGACCGUCAUCUCCAGGACCAUCACACAGACGCACUCCAUCAGCGUCUCUAUCCUCCUCCAACUCCCUCGAUAUGUGGGGUCAACCGUACGAGCCGGCAAGACACUCAGUCUCGCUGAGCUCAUCGCCAUCUUUUCAUCAGUCUUUCGGACCAUUUGCUCCAAAUGAGCCCGAACACUCUCACUAUUCUGAUCAAUCUCACCAUUCGCAUGAAUCUUACCCACCGCAUAACUCUUUGCAAUCUCAUUCAUUUCAUCAUUCCGAAUCCCCCUACUCUCCAAGACAGUUCAACCCAGCCCACUAUGUUAACGACUUCCUUUGCUAUAACCCAUUGGGCCCUGAGGACCAUUUCUCUCAGGAAAUGGAGAUGGAUGAUGACCCCGACCCGGAGAUGCAAACAGGAACCCCGGGCCACCCUAUCAGCAUAUCUAGUGGGUCUCCAUUUCAGGGAUCCCCUUACCGUGGACCCGACUCCUUCCAAGAGAGGAUGGCUACCUAUGACUGGUUCUUUACUCCAUCUUAUCAUAGCUCUCCGACUCAACCACCUUUAGAUGAUCCUCAACUUCAAGCUGUCUCACCACCACCACUCCCGGUAGAGGAGCCACUGUAG
Molecule: messenger RNA, 654 nt
Organism: Helianthus annuus (common sunflower)
Lineage: Eukaryota; Viridiplantae; Streptophyta; Magnoliopsida; Asterales; Asteraceae
Product: velvet complex subunit 2-like
Exons: 1
Coding region: 1-654 (217 amino acids)
Source: RefSeq, a predicted model, not a curated record